This is a messenger RNA of Malurus melanocephalus (red-backed fairy wren), 1985 nucleotides long. RefSeq names its product family with sequence similarity 174 member C (gene FAM174C). The coding region runs from base 6 to 380 and encodes 124 amino acids. Gene Ontology annotation, cellular component: extracellular region. The transcript has 3 exons. The record is from RefSeq and is a predicted model, not a curated record. NCBI's taxonomy places the organism in Eukaryota, Metazoa, Chordata, Aves, Passeriformes, Maluridae.
CGGCCAUGCCGCGCCUCCUCCUCCUCCUCUUCUUCUUCCUCCUCAUCCCGCACCUCCACCGCGCCUCCACGCCCAGCCCGGGCAACAGCACGGAGCCUCCGCGGGCGGCCGCGGGGAACGAGACGCAGCCGGAGUCSGGGCACGAGUCCGGGCCGAGGCUGUCGGUGGGGUCGGGGCUGCCGGUGCUGAGGCGGGCGGUUUAUGUGCUGAGCGCUCUGUCGGCGCUGGCCGCGCUYUACUUCGUGCUGCGGGCUUUCCGGUUGAAGAAGCCCCAGAGGAAGAAGUACGGGCUGCUCUCGAGCCACGACGAGAACAUCGAGCUGGGYUCCCUGGACAGUGAUGAGGAGACCGUGUUUGAAACACGGAACCUGAGGCGAUGAUUCAGGACCAGCAAUGCCAGCUGCCAGUACUGAUGGAGGGUCCAAUCCCAGUGGAAUCUCCAGUGCUCAAGUUCUGUAYCUGCUUACAGUGACUAUUAAUUAACAGUUCAAGCCCUUCCAUAGCUGGGGCAGGGGAAAGGGGACCAAACCUGUUUUCUUCACAUGCAUUUAUUUUUGGGGACAUUUUUUGGGAAAGUUGGGAGCUGUUCACUGCAUGGGGAGAGGCUGAGGUAAGGGAGAUGUUCCUGGAUGAUUUUCAGCAGCUGAAAUUUGAGCUUUGAGCUCAAGAGCUGCCCCUGUGCCUCAUAUCCCUCUCUCCUUGCCCUGGAAGCAUCGGUUUCCUUUUCCAGGCUGAUCCUCUUUCCUUCAUGCAAUAUCAGGUUACUUCUUUGGGAAGUGUCUCUGUAAUCAGCUCCUGGGAGGAGCUGGGAGAGCUCUCGGUGUCUGUUGCACAAACAGGGGGURGGAGGGUGAUGGUACAGACAGAACAGCUUUGGGAAUGAGUUAAAYGAGUUAAAUUUUGCAGGGUUAGCAGUUCCUGGGAUAAUCCAGGUCAUUCAUGGGUUUACAGACAUGUUUACAAAUGGAAGGGGCCACAACCCAAAGAAAUAUUUCUCCAAAAGAGCCACCGAAAGGGCUGGGAGUGCCCGGUGUCUGCCCAGCCCCAGUCGUGCGUUCAUCGGGGACACAUGUGACACUGGUGACACGUGUGACAUCUCCAAACUCUGGAUUUUGAGAUACCUGAGGAAGAGCCAGGGAGUGUCUUGGAGCAGCUGAUGCCUGGAAAAGGGGAGACCCCAACCCCUCUUGACUGUGAUUCAGAUCAGCCCUGGCUGUGAGUUAUCUCUUCUCCACGACCCUGGAGUUUCACUCCCUUGGCUGGUACUCAACGGGGAUCUUCCCUGCAGCCCAUUGUUAUGUGGAUAUUUGGCAUCUGAUUGUGUAGGACCAAAGGUGAAUGUGUCAGGAGGUUGUUGUUGGGUGGAUCUGCUGCUAAAACUGCUCGCCAARUGCUCCUGUCUGUGGCCUUUCUUUCCAAACUGGCAGCACAUCCUUAAAUCCCACUUCUCCCCCAAGCUGGUAGUGCCUUUGUUUGGAUGUGCCCUGCGGGCAGGGAGGUCCCUGUGGCACCUUUAGGGUGAAUAUUUCGAAUGUCUUUGGAAUGUCUUUGGCUCUUUUCCUUUGGCUUGCAAAUCCCCUGUGGAUCAGGGGGCAUUGGUGUCACUUGGGGAGGGGACAGAUGGGGUGUGCUGAUCAGGGAGGUGCUGGGGGCUGGCAGCUGCUCCAAGAUCCCCUGAGGCUGUUGAAGGAGUGCUGUGAUCCUGUGCAAGUGGCCACGUUCCCCUGUUCAGGACAGGUGAGGUUUCCUGGAGAAAUCCCACCUCUGUGGCAGCUCCCUCUUGCAUGUGCACAAAAGGAUUUUAAAACACAUAUAUAGGUAUAUUUUUAAUAACGCCGCCAUGUGCACACACAAUGCUUGGAUGUGCUCUGUUCUCCUGUCGUUUGGAUCCUCCCACACCUGUUUUGGGGUGUUCCCUGCUUGUGUAGCUGCUGCAGAUGGGAGCAGGCAGAGAUUCCUUGUGGGAAUCGUGGGGAUUGCUGCAC